This is a messenger RNA of Alternaria postmessia, 1617 nucleotides long. RefSeq lists its product as uncharacterized. The record is from RefSeq and is a predicted model, not a curated record. NCBI's taxonomy places the organism in Eukaryota, Fungi, Ascomycota, Dothideomycetes, Pleosporales, Pleosporaceae. The transcript is spliced from 2 exons. Bases 1 to 1617 code for a protein of 538 amino acids.
AUGGCGCUUGCGCCUCCUGACGAACACCCAUUGUUCAGCGAAUGGAAGAUUUUUGAUAGAUGGCUACAAAGCGAGGAUGAACGCAUAGCUCAAGAAGCGGGAUCGUCACGGCCCCUAUCGCUAGGCGACAUACCCGCUUCUGUACCGAGUGGCGAUGUUCAAAUCGCUGCAGUACUGUAUCAACUUAGGCGACAGGUUGACGAUGCGAUACUCAUUGAAGAAAAUCGCGCGAAGCGGGCUACUGCCGAGAAACGAACACACCUGGUCCCGAGCGAUACGAUGAAGCAGGAGGUCCGCGAUAUGCCACCAGCACCACCGCGAGUGUAUACCCUCAAGACAGACCAUUCUGGUGACUUUACGGAGUCUGGCCAAGAACUGAUGAGUGACUCGACAGCCACCAUCCGUCCCAGCUUGAGCAUACGACCAUCAUCCCCAGAUUAUUUUGGCUCGUUCAACUGGACACAGUCGCCAACAUCAAAGUCUCUUUGUUCGGGCCGAACUGCCUCUAUGUCUACAACAAGAAGUAGCGAAUGCUAUUCAGCAGGUACUACCCCAGAAAAGUCGCUAUCUCCCACGCUGCAACGCAGUCUUUCGCGCACAUCGCUGGCCACCAUGGCAUUAGGUGACGCUGCACUCGAUUGGAAGCGCGUCUGUCGCAAUGUGCAGGUUGAACGAAAGUCUUUAAAGUACGGGCCCGAGAACCGUGAAUGCGACGUUCGGUGGCGAUAUCGAGAAGAUACUGGCAUCUCGCUGCGAGCAGUAUAUUACUCUAGCCAAGAUGGAAAACUACGCACUUGGACUGAACAGCAUUUCCCUGCCACCGGUCCAUCGAUACCAUUGACUACCACAUACGCUGACGGUGCAGUGUCUAUUGAUUUUCCACGUGGUUCGUUCGGAAGACUAUACAAACAGUACAUUGACAUUAAAUACACAUUUGUUGGUCACGAAUCAGCGGACAAGUUCCAAACCUUAUUAUACACCAACAACGGCGUCGAUCCUGCCGAACUUAAAUUCGAUCGACCUAUCCUGGCUAUAUCGUCAAACAAAAAUCCAACUGAAUGUCGUAACAAGAAUCUGCGAUUAUGGCGGCGCGUUGAGACGCAGCUGGUAGAUGGCGAGCUCAUCACAUCCGAGGUUCUGGUUUUGCUAUUCUACACAAGCGCGUUAGAAGAAGAGAAAGGUCACUGGGUCGAGGAGCCACAUUACGCGUUCGAGUGGCUUGCAGAUUCUAUCUACAAGAAAGAAAGCGACAAGCUUACUCUUGUCUUUUCAAAAGACCCAUCGCGUUGGGCGACCGAUAAGCUGCUCAAACGCCGCAAAUCAUCGACCCGGUCCGAGUCCGAGCCUGUGAACUCUUCUCUCUUCGAAAGGAAACGAAACGACUCUAUGGAGAUGCCAGAAUUGGCGCGAUCAGAAAGUAGGGCCUCAGGGUCACUGAACGGCUCGCUCCAGUCGCCGAGGAGCAUAUUUGGAAAUGGCAGUGGAUUUUCGAGAGCGGGCAACUUAAAUCGGUUUGGGUAUUCGGAAUUGGACAUCAAGUUUCAAAGCAAGAAGGAUAGAAGGGCAUUUCUAGAUGUCUGGAAGCAACACGUGAAGCCGUUGGUUGCGGCUUCAUGA